AUGGCUCGACCGUGGCACACAAAGGGCCACCACGCCAAUGGUCAGGUGAAGUCGAUGAAAGGCCAGACGGCGCGCGUCGAGGCGCCCGUGGAUGUUGGAGGAGGCACUUACACAGGCGAGGGACACGUCGCGUCGUUGCACGCUUCCACCUUGGUGACAUUCCUCGCCGCUGAACCAGAGCCCACGCCAUGGACCAGCCAGGCACACAGAGGGCCACCUGGGCUGGAAUGUGACGGGCCGGCGGUGGGGUGGAUUUACUGCGAGACGUGUCAGUUGAGGUUGAAGAGUGGGAGAACGGUGAAGCUGCAAGUGACGAAAUGUCGGCUGGAGGAUAAGGAGGUAUUUACGCAGCAAGAAAGAGGUCACCGCCGGUCGCGAAAAGACUGCCGCGGAGAUUGGGCGGUGUUGUUGGUGGUGGUGGAGGUUGUGGUGUGGAUGAAGUUGAAGCGGAGGAAGGAAUUUGGUGGAGGCAGAAGCUUGGGCCACGUCGCAGAGUCAGGUGAUCGCGCUCGUUCUCGCGUCAUACGCAUCGACGACGGGCUUGGAGGGGGCGGGGAUACGCUUGAAUAA
Zasmidium cellare ATCC 36951 is the source of this 570-nucleotide messenger RNA. RefSeq lists its product as uncharacterized. Lineage: Eukaryota; Fungi; Ascomycota; Dothideomycetes; Mycosphaerellales; Mycosphaerellaceae. The coding region runs from base 1 to 570 and encodes 189 amino acids. The record is from RefSeq and is a predicted model, not a curated record. The transcript is spliced from 2 exons.